Molecule: messenger RNA, 2911 nt
Organism: Hypoxylon fragiforme
Lineage: Eukaryota; Fungi; Ascomycota; Sordariomycetes; Xylariales; Hypoxylaceae
Product: PLP-dependent transferase
Exons: 2
Coding region: 321-2801 (826 amino acids)
Biological process (GO): Mo-molybdopterin cofactor biosynthetic process
Molecular function (GO): molybdenum ion binding; molybdenum cofactor sulfurtransferase activity; pyridoxal phosphate binding
Source: RefSeq, a predicted model, not a curated record
UAUUAGUUAUGUAUCUACAUAAUCUAUUCAUCUUAUUCAUUGAAUCGUCGAGUUGCCACCAAAAAUAGGAUCCCACUUUUGAAAGCACUUGGGCAAUCAUGAUAAUGAUUCAGAUGCAUAAGUGCCAUAAGAUUAUGUACUUUGUUAAACGUUUAUCUAUGUCACUUACCUAUUAAAUAAAAACAUCCCUUAUUAACUAACCCUUAACUCUACUACAUAAUACCUUGGAUAACUCCUAAAUGGGUACUGUCUGUCUAUCUAUCUAUGUUGGCGCGUAGGACAGCUUUGACUUAUGGAUUUCCCGUCUUGACACCAUCGAUAUGACGGACGAUGGUAACACGGCAUAUAACAGCCGCAUCGAGGGGCUUCGACAAUAUGAAUUCCCCAUGCUACAAGAUGAGAUUUAUCUCGACCAUGCCGGGACAACCCCAUAUGCCAAGUCUCUUAUAGACAGAUUCGCUGCGGAUAUGACGUCGAAUCUAUUUGGUAAUCCGCAUUCUGCUUCUUAUUCUUCCCAGAACUCAACAUCCCGGAUCGAGGACGUUCGACUUCGGGUUUUGCAGUUCUUCAAUGCGGAUCCCUCCGAGUUCGAUCUUGUUUUCGUUGCCAACGCCACCGCCGGUGUUAAGCUCGUAGCCGAGGCAUUCCGAGGCGGCGCUCUUGGCUUCGAUUAUUUAUAUCAUCAAGCAUGUCACACUAGCUUGGUAGGUGUUCGGGAGGAAGCUGUCAAUAAUGUGUGUCUCGAUGAUGCUGCCGUAAACAAAUGGCUAGGCGGGACCAGCCCAGCCGCCGAAUUUGAGCAGCAUGCCAGGCCAAUUCUAUUUUCCUAUCCGGCCCAAUCCAAUAUGGAUGGUACCCGAUUCCCUUUAGAUUGGUCUAGCCAAUUACGCAGAAGCCACCCGACGUUGGGCCGCCAGGUCUUCACGUUACUUGAUGCUGCAGCAUUUGUGGCAACAUCACCUUUGGACUUGAGCAAUUCAGAGGAAGCCCCCGAUUUCAUUGUGUUAAGCUUUUAUAAAAUCUUUGGUUUCCCUGAUUUAGGGGGCCUGAUUGUGAGACGCCAAGCGGCAUCCAUUUUCCAGUCUCGAAGAUAUUUCGGAGGCGGGACCGUUGAUAUGGUGGUUUGUCUCAGAGAGCAAUGGCAUGCCCCCAAAACGCAGACUUUACACGAGUCAUUGGAAGAUGGAUCGCUACCAGUGCACAACAUUGUUGCAUUAGACUCGGCCCUCGAUGUUCAUCACCAAUUAUUCGGGACCAUGAAAGAUGUCUCACUUCAUACCUCUUUCCUUACUCAAAGGCUGUAUUCCGGGCUGGCUACCUUGAAACAUGGCAAUGGCCAGCCAGUGUCCAUCAUGUACUCCCAAUCCCCACCAGCCUGUCGGGAGCUGAUAGGGGGCCCCCUUGGUAAUGGUCCAGUUGUCGCUUUCAACUUGCAAAAUCAUUUAGGGGGUUGGGUCAGCUUGGUCGAAUUCGAGAAACUGGCGGUGCUGAAACGAUUCCAUGUUCGUACCGGAGGACUCUGCAAUCCAGGCGGAAUUGCGUCCUCUCUUGGUCUCGAGCCGUGGGAAAUGAAGCAGAACUUCUCCGCAGGUUAUCGCUGCGGGACUGAAAAUGACAUUAUGAAAGGAAGACCAACGGGAGUAAUCCGAGUGAGUCUAGGUGCCAUGAGCACAAUUUCAGAUGUGAACAAGUUCAUUACCUUUAUUAUUGAAUUCUACCAGACCAAAGAUGUCCCUCAACCAACACCACUUAUUACGAUUCCUACUCGCCACGAUCUAUCAGAUCUAUAUGUAGAGAGCAUUACAGUAUAUCCAAUCAAAAGUUGCGGUGGAUUUCGCAUUCCCAAUGGAGCAAAGUGGGAAGUUAGGGCAGAAGGGCUAGCUUGGGAUCGAGAAUGGUGUCUGGUGCACCGUGGAACUGGCCAGGCACUAAGUCAAAAGCGACAUCCACGUAUGGCUCUCAUCAGACCAACCAUUGACUUUUCCAGUGGACAAUUAAGAGUCUCGUGGCGUGGGCCAUCUUUGGGACAAGGCAUAUCUGAGGUAGAAGUACCUUUAUCGGCGAAUCCAGGCCUAUUUCAAGCAAGCAUGACGUCCAAAUCGAUGGCUUCUAGGGUCUGUGGUGAGGAGAUAUCUGCUCAGAUUUAUACCUCUAGCAAGGUGAAUGACUUCUUUUCAAAUAUUCUCGGAGUGUCAUGCGCACUAGCCCGCUUCCCUCCAGGUGGGAUGGGGAAGAGCAUGAGGCAUGCCAAAGCACACUUGCAAAAGCAUCAAAAGGUCAAUAGGAGGGCACAUUUUCAGAUGCCUUGCCAAUACCCGGGUAUGGAUACUCCUCCGGACUCGGAUUCAGAAUCUGAGCGACAACGAAUCCUGUUGUCGAAUGAAAGUCCCAUUCUUGCGAUCAGCCGAUCCAGCCUCGAGGCCUUGAAUAGUGAAAUAACUAAACAAGGAGGAAAGGCAGCUUCUCCGGAAGUAUUCCGUGCUAAUAUCGUUGUCGGUUCGCCACUAACAGAAGUGUCAUCACAUGCUUAUUCAGAAGAUCAUUGGUCUAGUCUACGGAUCGGACAGCAAAAUUUCAAAAUGCUAGGUUCCUGUCGAAGGUGUCAUAUGAUCUGCAUAGACCAGGAAACGGCAGAAAAGAGUGAGGAACCAUUUAUUACCUUGACUAAGACGAGGAGGUUUGAUGGAAAGGUGUUCUUUGGUACACACAUGUGCCAUACACCCUUAUCAGACACUAGUACCAGAGAGACUCAGUUUCCCACUAUCAUGGUGGGAGAAAAGGUGCAUGUAGAUCCUUUAUAGGGAGCAUAAAUAUGACUACUUACCAAUGAUGUACUCCCACAUAACUACCUAGCACAUGGCUGAUAUCUAUGGACGUGUUGUGAAGAAAUACUCUUGUAGAUACUACUAUG